This is a messenger RNA of Podarcis lilfordi (Lilford's wall lizard), 24623 nucleotides long. Lineage: Eukaryota; Metazoa; Chordata; Lepidosauria; Squamata; Lacertidae. The record is from the annotation of a GenBank genome assembly.
AUGUCCUCCUCUCCGCCUUCGGCCGCCCCUCCGGCCCCCUCCCCGGGCACCCCCAGAGCGCCGCCGCCGCCGCCGGCCGGAACCCCUCUGUCGCCGACGCGCAUCUCGCGGCUGCAGGAGAAGGAGGAGCUGCGGCACCUCAACGACCGCCUGGCCCACUACAUCGAGCGGGUGCGCGCCCUCGAGCUCGAGAACGACCGGCUGCUGCUGCGCGUCUCCGAGAAGGAGGAGGUGGUCACGAGAGAGGUGCGCCGCGGAGGGAGGAGGGGCGGCCUACCUGGCCGGGCUGUUGUGCGAGAGAGUCCCGCCCCUCUGGCGGCCCACCUCGCGGGGCUGUCGCGCCUCGGGAGGGGUUCGCGAGGGCGACCUCGGCCAUCCAGCGGGUCGCGACAGCCCGGCGGUGGGGGCGAGAAGAGCCGCCGCCCCGGCAGCCUCCCUUCGCCACGCCAGGCGGCUCUCCGUUGCUGGCGAGGUCGCCCCGAGGGCAUCUAGCUCACCCCGGGAGUCCCAGGAGCAGAAGGGGCGGAUCCUUCUGGCGGUUUCCGGGGGGGGGGGCGUGGGUGUGCAUGUGUGCUGUCCUCGGGGAUCGCAGGAUCUCCCCUCGCGUCGGUUUCUCCCCGCUGCCGGUCCCUCUCAGCCGCUCCCUCCCGGCUUCUUCCCGCCAGAGAAGCUGCUGCCUCUUGUUGCUCCGCUCCGCUCUUGCUCUUUUCUUCCCUCCUCCUGCCUCGGGGCUUGGGUGAGACAGCUGGUCGAAAGCUCUUGGGAGGCCCAUCUUAACCCAGCGGCCUCCCAGAGCCUUUUCUGUGCUGGUCCCUUCAAAAAGUUCGGAAAGCCUGGUGGGAGAAGAAAAGAAGAAGCUGCUGCCUCCUUUGUCGGGAGGCAUCUGUCAUCGCCUGCAUGCCCCUAGCUCAGCUGCUCCCUUGCUUCCUUCCCGCUUGAGCAGAGAUGGGGACCCCAUGGCCCUGCAGGUGGGGCUGGGCUUCCCGCUCCUCUGGCUGUGGACAAAGCCUUGUGGCAAAGUGUCCUGUUUCCUGGGGCAGCCUUGAGCUGUGCCAUUUCAGAGCUUCAGUUCUGCUCAGGGAUGUCCUUGGCCUCCCUUCCAGAGUGGCUGGAAUAUGGACAGCACGCUUGGUCUGCUUUUCCCAAGGCGUCCAAAGCGCCAAAUAAGGACCCAAUCCUAUUGCUAGGGCAACAUUUCUUUUUAGUGGUUGGCUGAGCGCUUCAUGUUGCUUCUAAUGACACUGAAUCAUUCUAUGGGCAGGACCCCUCAAAAUGGCAGAGUUGCUGAGAGGUAGGCUGUUCAGAAAGGAGCAGGAAAAAGCAUUUCUGGAGAAAUAGGGGCAGGAGGAUGAAGAUAAUAGAUGUUGCUGCUCAGGGAGGAGAAAGUGGCUCCCACACUGCUCUUCUGCUGUGGCCUUGGCCUCUUUUGCCCCUUUCCUGCUGUGGCCUGGGGGGGGCUCUUCUCCAUGCUUUGGAGGGGGGCAAAUGGCACCCACCCUUCUGCUGCUCUGUAUAUUCCCCAGAGGCAGGUGGGGGUACCUGAUUCUCCCCUCUGUGCAGGUGACCGGCAUCAAGGCCCUCUAUGAGUCAGAGUUGGCGGAUGCCCGGAGAGUUCUUGAUGAGACGGCCAGAGAGAGGGCCAAGCUGCAGAUUGAAAUUGGGAAGCUGCGAGCAGAACUUGAUGAGCUUGCCAAGAGGUAAGGGAAGCCAUGCUGCCAGGAUGCUUAGGAGUGAGCAUGUCUGGGCCGGAACACGUGUUGCGCACUACCUACUGUGAUGUGCUUGUCCCCGCCCACCAGCUGCAGGGGAAGGAAGCAGGGUGGAAAACCCUUUUCAGGCCACGAACCACCUUCUGAGGGAGCCGCCUGUGGUGGGAGGGGCUGGCCACCCACACAUCAGAGAUUGCUGCACACACAUGUGCACACACUCCUUCCCCCACCCUUUGUGCAGGGAAGGCAUUCUCACAGUGUGAGGAUGCUUUCCACCCAGGGAGAGAUUCUCAAGGGACACAGAGAGAGAUCUGGAGGGCUGAAUUUGGACCCCAGGCUGCAGGCUUCCCAAGGCUGGUCUUGAGGCUAUCUGCUUUCCCUGCCUGCUGCUUUCCAGCAGGAAAGCAUUCCCUCUCCUUAAAUAUUGUGGAAAGAAUCUGGGGGGGGGGGGAGCAGGCUGGAGAAAAGGAUGCUAAGAGCCCACCAGCCCACACAUACACUGUUUUUUGCUCCAAAUUACACCCCCACCCCAGGAGCUGCUUCCCUGCAGAAGGUGUGGCUCUCUGGAACUGUUUGCUGCACACCUUUUGCGUGUGACAUGAAGUUAGGACCAAAGUUCUCACAAGCUCUUGGUGAGUUCGUUAGCCAGCCUUCAUGCUGACAUGGGGAAUAGAUUUGGGACCCAGUGGGUGCAGAUCUCCGGGUUUUUUUCAGGAAUCCACGUUGAAUGAAACAUUCUCUGCUUGGAGGUAAAGUUGCAAGACAAUGGAGCAUGGACGCUAGGGUUUAUCCAGGGUUAGUGUUGCUUAGAGUAGACCCACUGAAAGUAAAAGACACGGCUGACUUUGGUCGUGGGUCUCCUCUGAAUAAAACUGAGUUGCUGACAAACCAUUGACUUCUCCCUGGUGUGUAAGUUUGGCUGCUCUGCUUGUGGCGAGUGCCAUUUUUACUGUCCUGGAUAUGAGCUUUUAAAAUCCUGCGCUCGCUCAGUGGUUUGCUGCUGCAUCUGAAAGUGAAAUUCUGCUCUGGUCAGCUGCCAGAUGCUUAGCAUAUCAAGGUCUUGCUUUCUGCAAACCUGGAAUGAGGCUCCAAAUACUUUGCCCUCUGCCUUGCACUGCCUGCGACUCAGAUCAGAUAUUGGUUGGAGGAAGAACGAGGUUUUCUGUGCUUAAAACAAAGAAACAUGCACUUUAAAAAUGAUGCACAUGUUACUUCCCAGGUCCUUCCAAGUCAGUCCUCUGAUGGGAUCCUGCCGUCCUUUUUUAAAAAAAUAAGAUUUUAAUAAUAGUUUUAAAAAAUACAUUAAGAUAAAAGAACCUAAUCUAAAUAAGAACAAAACAGAAAGGGGAAAGAGAUCACAGUGUCCUUUCUCAAAAUCAACCCUUAACUCUUGUCUCACACAGAAAGUGAGCGGCCUUCCCAGCUCGCCCCUGAGAGCUUUCCUUCUCACAAUCUUUUACCUGGUUUUAAAAAAAUUUUUUAACCUGUUUUAUUAAAUUUGCUUUGUAACAUAACGUUAUUAUAUAUAUUCUAUAAGACACAGAAUAUAAAACAAAAUUCAUACUACAGUGCAUAACUACAUAACGUUAAUAUAUAUGGUUUCUGAAAAAAGGCUUACAUAACAAAAUCAAUUCAAUCAAUUUUUUUAAAAAAAUAAAAAAUUCCUCCAAACCCCCCCCCCCCCCAGUCAGGCCUUCCUUCUUCAUCCAUGUACACAGUCUGUUCAUUCGAGCUUGUAUGUUAGGGUUGGCUUCCCCCCUUACAGUUCCUGUAAAAUGCCCAUUUAUUUGGGCAUUUAUUUAUUAUUUUUUGGCAUUUAUUUUCCGAUCUAUCCUCUACCACUAUAUGUGCAAAUAUUUCUGAUUGUACGUAUUUAAAAACAUAAUCAUUCCAUUUUUCCAUAUUCCAUUUGGCCUUUUUUUUCCAUCCCAAAGCAAUAACUGCCAUUCCAGCUAGAAUCAUAAUCUUGUACAACUCUUGCUUAUUACUUUUUACUUUGUUAUUUCCCAGUAUUCCCGAAAAUAACAAAUCCCUAUUAACUUCUAUGUUUAUUUGAAAUAAUCCAAAAAUUACCUUUAUAACCUUUUGCCAAUAUUCCGUAAUCAGAUUACAUUCCCACCACAUGUGUGAAUAUAGUCCUUUUUCCUGACCACAAUGCCGUCAUUUGGGACUAAACCCUUUCACUAUAUACACCAUUUGUGCCGGAGUUCUAUACCAUUUUAAUAAAAAAUUUCUACUUAAUUCUUUAUACUUUUCUAUUUUAAUAUUUAUAUUCUUCAUCAGUUCUUGGGCCUUGUUUGGGUGGCUCAUACCUUCCUGCUCCCAUUUAAUCUGAAUUAUCCUUUUCAUUCUUUGUCGCCUAUCAUCAGUUUAUAUAACACCCCUGCUAUCCCUUUUUCCGUUAUUUGUCUUUUGUUCAGCACCAUAUCUAUUUUCAUUUCUGUCCUCAUUGUUUCCUCUGCUCUUUCUGUUUUUAUUAAAUCAUAAAGUCCUUGCACUUUCUUUUUUUUUUUUAAAUAAUCUUUAUUGCUUUUAAAACUUACAAGAAAAGAAAGAAGAAAAUAGGCUAAAGAAAAAGACAAAAUAGAGCAGAGAAGAAAAAAAAGAGAAAGAAAGGAAAAAACAAUACAAUACAAUAAACAAUACAAAACACAACCUUAACACACUAAACUAAACAAAGCAAAAGAACAACAAUUUAAAAACAUAUCAUACCAUUUCAUUACUCUAUCUUUCAUUCCCUUAUUCCAUCGACCUCCUCUCACCUCCCUUUUUGUAUUCCACUUCUAUUACUUGUUUCAGCAAUUCCUUUCCAUCUUUCUCUAUUUUUAUCAUUAUGAAUAUCUUAACAUAUUUUGUACCUUAUUUUCCAUUAAUACUGAAAUACUUAUGCAUACCUAGCUCCUUAUAACAUUUCUGCUAAAGCCAUAAAAUUUCAUUCCAACAAUUUUCUAGCACUCAUUAAAUUUACAAUAUUUCUAUAUAUAAACUUUAAACUUUCCCAAUCUUCUACCACCAUCUCUUCUCCCUGGUCUCGGAUUCUGCCAGUCAUUUCCGUCCAGGUUCAUCAACCUGGAGAUCUUCUGUCCGAGGCUCUUAAAUCUUUUCCAAGUCCCUUCUGUAGUUUUUCUUCAUAUUCUUUGAUGCUGAGGGUGCUGAAGCGCAGGUCUUGGGGGGCCCCCAACCCAACCAUGCCCCCAUUCCCUCUCGACAGACCAACCAACUCUCCACAGCUUAAACCAGUGUCCAUACAAUAUCUCAAAUCAUGUUUCAAGGCUCCCCCAGAUCCAAAGGCCCCCACAACUCCAAUCACCUCCUGACCCAGAUUCAGGACCCAAAGGUCAGUAAAUCUCUGCAUGAAAGAGUCUAUCCAACCUUCCUUCUUCAAUCCAAACAGGGCUCCAAUCUUCAAAUUCUGACUUUUUCUAUAUUCAUUCAUAAAAGGCCUCCACUUAUAGUCCUCAGUUUGCCUCUGUAAAACUGGGGCUUCCACUUGUAUUAUUUUAGGUUUAACAACAUUAACAUUCUCCUUCGUCUUCUCCCCAGUUUGUCCUGUCAAGGUAGGUUCCUGUGUCAAAUCCUGAACAAUUUCUGUAUUAAUGGUCACUUUUUGUUCCAAAUUAAUCACUUUUUGUCCCAAGUUCUCAAGUUUGGUAUUCAUAGCGUCCGUCUUCUUGUGGAGCUGUUCCAAUGAAUAGCUUAUCUUACAUAAUACAGUCACUAAGGCUCCUUCUGUCAACAUUCUUAAAGUCCAAGGUCGAUCUCUAUUUCACACAGUUCUUAUCUUGCAACUGGAAAAACCCCAGCUCCACUCUUGUAACUGUUUCAAAAGCUCCCUCUAGAGGGAAACAGUCUCCACUUAUAUCAAUCCUUUCAAACACAGUUUAAACCAUAAAGAUAGUUUCUUUUCCUACUUUUUAAACGCAGAUGAGUACAAUGAAAACAAUAUAUUUCUCUUAUUGCUAGCUGUUAAAAAACGUCACUCUUUCUGGCAGCCCGUUUCCAGGUUCGGAGCAGUGGUAAUUUGGUUUUUCACUCUCUCCUGCAGGCUCACUAGGUCCAAAAUUUCCCCCCUCUUCUCCUGCUUCCAAGGGGGGUUUAAUAGUUUUAACUGAUGGAGAUUUAAUCCUUUACAAAAAUAAACUUUCCAAGGCUUUAACUUGCAACUUCUUUGCUUCAAUCUGUUUACAAAAAAGGAAGGCGGACUUCCUGUUUAGAACCUUCCCGUUUCGAUGCCAAAUUAAUGAAUUUAAGGAUCUAAUUUUCCGUUCUACUCACGGGUAGUUGUUUAAAAUCCAAUUGUCCACAGGAAAAAGUCAGCGCUCUCCGGCAACAGCGAUGCGGCUUCACUCCGUGAAAGAAGCAGUCAAUUCGAAGCACCGCGCCACUCACCCCACUUCGCUCCGGAUCCCCAAAUCAGGGUUUCCCCGCGAGUAGGGGAGGCACAAAGGGUGCCAGCCGAAUCCCAAGUUCACAGGCUUCUCCCGCCUGUGAUUUCAGUGGGUCUCCGCCUUCGCCGUGGCGGUCAGACCCUAAUUUCUGCGGAGCAAAUUCCUCCCGAUCGGAGGAACUCCGCCAUUGCCUGGAGGCGCCAACCCGGAAGUCAUCGUUUCCGUUUUUAUUAAAUCAUAAAGUCCUUGCACUUUCAGCCAAUAUUGUUUUCCUAUUUUUUCUAAAAAAACCUUUUUUUUGUAAUUAAAUUCCCUUCUUCAUUGAACAUAUCUUUUAAUUUGUAAAAUCCCUGUUCUUCUAAUUUCUUCCACCUUUGACCCUUGCAUAUAUUUUAACAGCAUCCACCUUGAGUAUGUUGGCAUGCAUUUCAUAUUCCAGUUCUUCCAGAUUCCUAACCCAGUUUUCCUUGGUCCUAUUGUCUCUUAAAAGCCGUAUUAAUAUCUCUAUUAAAUAUCCCUUCUCUUCCUAUUCCUUCAUUUAUUUCAUUCUCCAGCCUUAUCCAUUUAAUCCUAUUCUUAUAUCCAAUAUCUAUUAGAUUUUUCAAUUGGAACGUUUCAUAGUAAAAUUCUUAAGAUCGGUAUUCCCCAUCCCAUCUCUUCUUGAGAUGAAUAAUUUACUAUGUCUGAGGUUCUAACUCUUUUACUUCCAAAAAUCCAAUUUUUAAAUACCUUAUUCAUGUUUUGAACCAUAUUUUCCUAAUGGGUAGUGUAAUUGCUUGAAAUAAAUAUAAUAAUUUCGGUACCAGAAAGAUUUUAACUGCUCUAAUCCUACCUAGAAUAUAUAAAUUCUUAAUUUUCCAUGAUUUUAUAUCCUUCUUGAUCUUCCUCCACGCUUUUUUGUGAUUUACAUCUGAAAUCCUUGCAAUAUUUUUAAUAAUAUUUACCCCCAAGUAUUUAAUUUCCCCCCUAUUGAUAUCCAUUAUUCUCAUUUUUGCAAUUUCCUUCUCUUUAUUUACAUUCCAAAAUAAAAUUUCAGACUUCUCCAGAUUUACUCCCAAUCCUGACUCCUCUUUAAAGUCCUUCAGGAUUAUCAUAAGUUCUCUUACACCCUCUAAGGGACAGUCUUUGACCUUGGGAGGUCUUCCCUUCCCUGCUUCUCACUCAGGAUCCUUCCACUAUCCAGUAGGACCCUGCCUUCUCUUGGACAAUGUACCCCACAAAGCAGGAUCCUGACGUGUGUGGACUUAUCGAGGUACGGUGGUACCUCAGGUUAAGAACCUUGCUUCAGGAUGAGAACAGAAAUCGUGCUCCGGCAGCGCAACGGCAACAGGAGGCCCCAUUAGCUAAAGCGGUGCUUUAGGUUAAGAACGGACCUCCAGAAUGAAUUAAGUACUUAACCCGAGGUACCACUGUAUAUGCUCUAUGUCCACACACCCAGAACAAGCUACUGAGGAAUGACACUAUUCUACCAGACGCAAAAGUCUGUAAAAGCAUAAGGUCCGAGUGCUCUGGCCUCCAUGGGGAUGGGUGACCCACUGUGGCAGUCCAGGUGAGGGUGAGGUUUGGAAAGGUCUGGGAAUCUGUUGGGUCGGCGACAGUUACUUUUCCCAGUAGCUAGGAUCUCAAGGUUGAUGUUACAGGUACUAGUUUCUGUGGAGGUCCCCUUUCCGGUGAAGCAGUGGCAAAGGGGUCCUUUGGUUGGACCUGUUAGGUGAGUAUUGGUGAGUAAGGUUCAAAGCAGUUAAGUUCCAGGAGGCAAUGUCUCCAGAGUGGUAUUGUUCCAGCAUUACAGCUACUGGUACUAGCAGAAGACUUUGUUGGAGGUGGCUGGGUGCGUGAGCGCAGAUCCAACAGUUCUGGUAGGAGUUUCCUUAGCCACCUGACCAAGAAGUUGGAUGUAGGAGUUCUGUUCCCAGGACGAAAGGAGGUCUUGCCCUAGGAAAGAAGGGUCAGCACCAAGUUGUCAAGAUGCAGUGCCAAUUGGGUGUAACGGGUCGGUGGUGUUCAGGAGGUGUCUGUCCUUAGCAAUUCCCCCAUACCUCAAAGGGCCAGCAUUGUCCUACACAGGGGUGUGGGAGGGGCUUAUGGGGUGGUACCAGCCCUCUAAGGACUCUGCCCCUUUCCAGUCCCGAGUAAGUCUGAGAUUCCAUAAGCAACAGAAUCUUCUUAGGCAAAGUCCUUGCAGCUGAGGUUUCCUUAGUUCCUUAUAAAGACAUUGGAAGCCAAUGAUCAGAUUUUCGGAGGGGUGGUGAGAAUCUGUACAAGCGUGGGUAGCCCCUCCGGUUUCAACCUCGGUCCAAUUUGGGUGUUUGGAGAUCUCCCCCUGACCGUAAAGUAGAUAGGUCCCGUUGGUGCACCUCAGGUGGUAAUACUGAUGGUCAAGGGUGAGAAUGGCAGACCCCUGUAUAAAGAGUUCCGAGUACUGGGUACUACUAAGUUUGGGUAGUAAUGAGUGGCGCAACAGAGUUCGUGAUUCAGAGUUCGAAGGCAAAGUCCCCCAUUCAGUCAGGUUUGGAUUUGUCCCCUGAAUCUGAUUAAAAGGCCGAGGAUCAGUUCCAUGUUCGAUUAGCUGGCAAGGCAAGGAGAAUGGAGUGGCGACUGGUAAACCGAUGCAGCUGUCAAAAUGAAGUGGUAAGCUGUCAAACAAGGGAAAUGCAGCGGCGAGUUGUCAGAACAAAGCGGGGAAAUGAAGCGGCAAGCUGUUACUGGCGUUUGAGGCGUAGCUUGAUCGCAGUCGCGUCUGGGACAACUUCGGAGGUCCAGAUGUGCUCGGAGGGGGUAUCUGGUCUGGUCUGUAGGGCCCGAUCCUGACCCCGAUCUGGUCCGGUCUGUUGGGCCCGAUCUUGACCCCAACCUGGUCCGGACUGUUCCUUCUCCUCGUCUAUGUAGGAGGUUGCAGCAGGAGGCGGGGUGACAAAGGUGUCUUCUCCCUGGCUCUUCUGCACCUCCUGGGGUGGUUGGGCUGCCUUGCACCUCGUGUGGUGUAGCCAAGCGUUCUUUUCUCCAACCUUCACGGCAGUGGGUGAGGUAAGAAGCACUUGGAACGGACCCUCCCAAAAUAGCUUCUGGUACACCUUUACCAGGCUCCAGUCCCCUGGGUGGAAGGGGUGUUCUGGGACGUUGAUUCUGUCCCUCUACGGCAGCAUACUUGUGGAGAUGUUGCAACCAUUUCUUAAGCUGAACAACAUAAUUAAUAAGUUCUGCUUCCCCCACAUCAAGUUAUGAGAGGGGAAAUAGCAUGUUAUAAACGGGAGACCUUGCCAACAAAGGUCCGUAUAGUAAAAGCUAUGGUUUUCCCAGUAGUGAUGUAUGGAAGUGAAAGCUGGACCAUAAAGAAGGCUGAUCGCCGAAGAAUUGAUGCUUUUGAAUUAUGGUGCUGAAGGAGUCUCCUCUUGAGAGUCCCAUGGACUGCAAGAAGAUCAAACCUCUCCAUUGUUAAGGAAAUCAGCCCUGAGUGCUCACUGGAAGGACAGAUCAUGAAGCUGAGACUCCAAUACUUUGGCCACCUCAUGAGAAAAGAAGAUUCCCUGGAAAAGACCCUGAUGUUGGGAAAGAUGGAGGGCACAAGGAGAAGGGGACGACAGAGGAGAAGAUGGUGGGACAGUGUUCUCGAAGCUACCAGCAUGAGUUUGACCAAACUGUGGGAGGCAGUGGAAGACAGGAGUGCCUGGCGUACUCUGGUCCAUGGGGUCACGAAGUCGGACACGGCUAAAUGACUAAACAACAACAACAAAACAGGGGAGGGUCUCCCAAACAAGAGUUCAAAUGGGGAUAGUUUCAAAGGUCACGUGGGAGCGCUCCGAAUAGUAUGGAGAACUAGUGGGAGCGCAUUAACCCAUUUUAGUCCGGUGGUACUACAAAGGUUUUCCAGUUGAACCUUUACCUCCUGGUUCAUGCACUCUACUUGCACUGAUGAGGCUGGGUGGUAGGGUGUAUGGAGCUCCCACUUUAUCCCAAGAGCUCAGGCCACCUGUUGGAUUACUUCUGCAGUAAAGUGGGUUCCUCUGUCGCUGUCCAGUUGAUAGGGUACCCCAUAUCGGGGAAUGAUGUCCUGUAAAAGGGCCCUGGUGACUACUGAAGCGGUUGCUUUCCUGCAAGGGCUUGGCCCCCAGGUGAAGGUGAAGAGGAAUUGACUUUCAGGGGCUAGAGGGAUACUGAAGAAUGCAGAACAUAGAUCAGCAGCGCUGUACAAUGUGGUUCCUGCUUGGAUGGCAUUUAGGAGGGAAUUUGGGUUGCCCAACAGCAGGUGGCGUAUUACAAGUUGAUUUAAGUUGAGUUAAGUAAUUUUCUGCCAAGGAGGUUUACCAGGCUACUGGUUAGAAGGAAGGUGUGUUCCGCUAGGAAGGUUCCCAAAGUAACCUUUGCUGGGUGGGAGAGUGGACACGUGCAGGGUAUCCCGUCCAGCCCCAUAACCUUCCUGGUCUCCAAUUCAGGUUCAAGGUGACUGAGGGUUGAGUAUGUGGUUCCCGUAUCCAGCAGCCAUUCGUAGCGAUGCCCAUUGAUCUCAAUCGUGCAAAUAGGGUCUUCAGGUGAUAGUGCACGGAUGGGGCAGAUGGUUUGGGUUCACUCGGGAUACCCCGCUAAUUGUCAAUAAAACUCUCCUCCCAUCAUUAUAUCGAAAGGAGGAGGUGGCAGAUCUGGGAGUGGAGGUGCUUGUUGGUGAUAGGGUGCAGCCGAAUGGCCUCCGUAUCCCUGAGUGGUAUGAGGACAGGAUGGGAAAGAGGCAUAAUUAUUGCCUCUCAUAGGGAGGAGAUUUAAAUUCCUGCCCCGGAAGUUUCCUGUGUUGAGGUAUGGGCAGAACUUCUUUAUGUGUCCCUCUUCUUGGCAACGAUAGCAACCCCCUCCGGAAGGGCCUCAGGGUCUGUGUAUACUAGGGGGUUCUCGUCCCUCCAUCAUCUGGUGCCCCUACCCCAGUAGGAAGUGGGUUCCAUGCUCAGGGCUAGCACAUGUUCGCUCUCCUGCUUGGGCUCUUUUUCUCUCGUCGCGGGUGUUAAAGAUAGAUUUUGCUAUUGAUAGAUGGAAUCUCGCUUAUACUUUUUCCAUUGUAGCCAAUCUGCAGGUUGAGAGCCUUUCUAAUAUCUGUGUUGGCUUGAUCUUUGAAGAAACCCUUCACUAUGACUUCAUGCUGGGAUUUUUCUGGGUCUAUUCAUCCCCAAGUCUUAAUAGCUGAUACAAGCCUCGUAUAAUAGUCAGAGGGAUGUUCAUUUGGUCCUUGUAGGAUGGAUUGGACAUUGGUCCAAUUGACAGUAUGCUGCCCAACAGCUUUUAUACUGUCUAAUAUAGCCUUUUUUGGAGAUAUCUAAACACCAGAUCCCAUUUUCAGUGUUGUAGUCCCAGGUUGGCUCAUUUCGCAGAACGUGAGUCAUGAGUGCCUUCACCCCUUGGGGUCGGUUUGUCUGAUAGUCUGGGAGUUCUAGUGCCUCUCCUGCCUUUGUUAGGAUGUCUGCCUUCUCAGCUUCAUUAAAGAGAGCGUUCAAGAGAACGUGAACGUCUGGCCACGUGGGUUUAUGAGUGGAGAAAAUGGUGCUCACUUGCCGGUGGCAUUUAUCUGGGUCAUCUCUUAAGGAGGGCAUUUGGUUUGACCAGGUGACUAGGUCUGCAGUAUAAAAGGGGUGGUGUGUAUAUACCAUUCAAGGAGGUCCGUUAGCUUCUAAAGGUGGGAUUGGUAGUGCCUUUAGAAGCAUCUGAACCGCUGACUGGCUAGAGGUUCCCGGUGGCUCAAUUGGUUCUUCUCGUUGGAUAAGGUUUUCUGGUGUGGUGCCCUUUUUUGCCUUGGUUUGUUGGCAAGUGAGUACCUUGCUGGUGCCCCCCUGCUCCUCCUCCCCUUUGCUCAGUGUCACUGUCUGAGUCAUUGGUAGGGGCUGAUGGUGCUGCCCCUUGGUAAUAAAAGGGGAUCAGAGCCUGUUCGAUGGAGUCAUCGGUCGGGAGUCCCUUGUGGGGGGGGAAGGUUUUUCUGGUUUUAGCAGGGUAGUUGUAGUGAUGGAGCUUCGUGAGGAGCCUGAAGUAUUCCUCUAACUGCCUCAAAGGCGGCUAGGUACUCUAGUUGGCGAGGUUUCUCUUCCAUCAAGUGCUUUCUUGGGGAAUUUAAGCGGUCCCUGUUAAAGGAUCCAUCCGGUGGCCAGUGCAGUUCGGGUUUCGCGGAGGCUAUACCGGUGGGCCAGGACUCUCUGCAUAGAUCUUCUAACUUCUGCUUAGACUAUGUCCCAGUAUCAAUUUCCAAUAAGUUAGUACAAAUUCAAGAGGGGAGUCAGGGUCCCUCUGGGAUUGGGAUGGCUUCCGUGAAGCCUUCCUCCUGGAGAGAGCCCACUCAUGUUUGGAAGCUUGGGUACCCAUUUCUUAAUUCAUGCGUGUCUAGGAUAAAAAGGGGGAAAGAAAAGGGGGGUCGGUAAGGGCUCCAGUUAACCUGUAUAGGGGUUUUCUCACUGAUUCUUCUAUCCUCCGUUAACUAGCAAGUUUCACAGGGUUUCCCUCGAGUCCUGAGCUAUCUGGCCUCUUCCCCAGACCUUCGGCACUCAUCUUUCCUUUUUCCUUAUUCCCAGGGUGUUUUCUCACUCUGCCCUGUCCUGCCCAGUUCCUCCCAGGUUAUCCCUCCUGGUAAUCUACCUAUCAUUGCAAACUUAAGAAAAGGGACCUUACUGGAUGCCUGCACCUUGCGGUGCCAGCUCUGGCAACCCCUGGAUGGAUUUUUGAUCUGGAAUACCCCCCCCCUUGCUUUCAGAAGCGGGCUCAUGCACGAGACACGUUACAUGGCACGACUGGUGCGGCUGGGGUUCAGACAGAAAAGGCAGUCCCUUCGAGCCCCUUGCUUUCAAUAGGACACCCGUUUGCAGAGAGGUGGGUUUUUGAGCCAGUCCUCUCCGUCUUAUUUUCAGGCUCCUAAUGGGGCAGCUGGCUGGAAGUUCAGAAAAAGAGCUCCAGCCCCUUGCUUUCAAUGAGAUGCCCGUUGCAGUGAGGUGGGUUUUUGAGCCGGUCCUCUCCGUCUUACUUUUGGGCUCUCGAUUGGUGCGGCUGGCUGGAGGUUUUAAGAUAAAGAGAUGGAGCUCAGAACUCCCCUCUCGAGUUGAGCAGUGGUCCAUGGUCUCUCGCACAAACUGUACCAAGAGAAAGGUGAGGAAGAACGAUAGAUAAGAGGUCAGAGAAUUCAGUUGCCAGGACAUCACCACUCCCUUCCCAGCAGUGCAUUGGAUUUUAACCUAUACUUGCGCGUCUUCUGUUGUGAUCCCGGGAUUGAUGAAUAAGCCAGCCGGAUCUCCCUUUGCUCCCUGGUUUGGCCUCUCGAGGCUAAUUGAUUACCGCCCCUGAAGAUGGCCAGGGGUCCAAAGGGAUCUUCCCAGGCAAAAGGGGCCCGGUGCCAGAUGAAGAUUUCAGCCACACAGGAGAACCGCAGCCCCACAUUGGGUGCCAAACUGUUAUGGAAAAAUCUAGGUGCGAGGCUUCUCAGCCAUCUAGCUCGUCAGGCAGAGCCCUUGGGUCCCUGUGGAACAAAGAAGGAGCUCAGCCAACAACCGGAGCAAAUUGGUGAAGAUCCACAUUUACUGAGCAACAGGUUCAAAAGGAGAUUGAACCUCAAGGAUGGGGUGACAAGGACUUUUUAAAACUUCACACUAUCUCCCAAGAUACAGUUCAAAAAACAUCAUCGCUAUUAUAUCAUCACUACAUCAGAAAAGGGGAGGGUUAAACAUGAUUAACAUAUUGGGUACGAGGGGAAAACAUGCAAAUACAGGAUAUGUAUUGAGAAGCACAUUCUAAGUACCUACAAUAAGAAAACAAUAGGAACUUGGUUUGCAAGCCCGGAGGAAGGGCUUGGCCGGUGAAUUUGGCAUCAAUAGGGUAUUUCCUGUGUGUACGUGUUCUCUCACUUUGGGGUUUAUGGCGAGUACCAGGUGGUUUCCAAGUCCUCGGAUAAUAAAGCAGAUUGGCAGUGGAAGCCAAAGAAUUGGUGAAACUAGUGAUUUUCUAUGAAUUUCUAUGUGUUUUUUAGGCUUUUAAAUAUGGUAGCUGUCCAUUCAGAAAUGACUGGUUAUGCUGUAUCAAGUUUGAUUGGAUUAACAAGGUUACAAGGUUUCAAUAGAUUCAGUCCAUUGUUCUCUCAGCGGGGAGCUGUCAACAGCUUAUCAGACGACCAGCAGGUUAAAGGUGUACAGGUCGGAGCUAAACAUUACAAGCUAAGGGCCUUUGCAGAUGAUUUAGUACUUACUUUACAAGAGCCAGACACUAGUACAAAAAGGGUGUUGGAACUAAUCCAAGAAUUUGGCCAGGUAGCUGGAUUUAAAUUGAAUAAACAAAAGACUAAAGUUCUGGAAAAAAAUUUAACAGUCAUGGAGAGGGAGAAGUUCCAGAAUGAAACAGGUUUGACAGUGGUAAAGAAGGUGAAAUACCUAGGGGUUUAUUUGACAUCUAAGAAUAUGAACCUGUAUAAAGACAAUUAUGAAAAAUGUUGGUCGGAAAUUAAAAAAGAUUUAGAAAUAUGGUCAAAUUUGAAAUUGUCAAUGUUAGGCCGAAUUGCAGUUAUUAAGAUGAAUGUAUUGCCUAGAAUGCUAUUCUUGUUCCAAACAUUACAAAUUCUAGACAAGAUAGACUGUUUCAAGAGGUGGCAGAAGGAUAUUUCGAAAUUUGUCUGGCAGGGCAAAAAGCCCAGAAUAAAAUUCAAAAUAUUGACGGAUGCAAAAGAAAGAGGGGGGUUUGCCCUGCCGGACUUAAAACUGUAUUAUGAAGCAGCAGCUUUUUGCUGGCUGAAAGAAUGGAUGCUCCUCGAGAAUACAGACAUUUUGGACUUAGAAGGUUUUAAUAUUACAUUUGGUUGGCAUGCAUAUUUAUGGUAUGAUAAAAUUAAGGUGCAUAGGGCCUUUAAAAAUCAUAUUGUCAGGAAAGCAUUAUAUAACGUUUGGAUAAGAUAUAAAGAUUUGGUGGAAAGUAAGACCCCUAGAUGGUUGUCACCUUUGGAAGCUACGGCGUUGAAAAAGCUUAAUAUGGAAGCCGAAUGGCUAAAGUAUCGGGAAAUUUUGGAACAAGAUGGAGAUAAGUUGAAGCUACAGAGCUAUGAGAAAUUGAAACCCAAAGUACGAGAUUGGCUCCAUUAUUAUCAAAUAAUGGAGGUGUAUAAACAAGACAGGAAAAUUGGCUUCCAGGUGGAGAAAUCAAAAUUAGAAACUGAACUGUUAGAACCCAAUACUAAGAACUUGUCAAGAAUGUAUAAUUUGCUGCUGAAAUGGAAUACACAAGAUGAAAUAGUUAAAUCAGCUAUGAUUAAGUGGGCACAGGACAUUGGUCAUAACAUUAUGUUUGCUGACUGGGAAUGGUUGUGGAACACCGGUAUAAAAUUUACGGCAUGUAAUGCCAUAAAGGAAAAUAUUAUGAAAAUGAUCUAUAGGUGGUACAUGACUCCAGUCAAGCUAGCAAAAAUUUAUCAUUUGCCUGAUAAUAAAUGUUGGAAGUGUAAAGAAACUGAAGGUACUUUUUAUCACCUUUGGUGGACGUGCCCAAAGAUUAAGGCUUUCUGGGAAAUGAUAUAUAAUGAAUUAAAAAAGGUACUUAAAUGUACUUUCCUGAAGAAACCAGAGGCCCUUCUCUUGGGCAUUGCCGGCCAAUUGGUAUCAAAGAAAGACAGAACUUUUUUUAUGUAUGCUACGACAGCAGCAAGAAUACUUAUCGCAAAGUAUUGGAAGACAGAAGAACUACCCACCUUGGAAGAGUGGCAGAUGAAGGUUAUAGACUAUAUGACAUUGGCUGAGAUGACUGGCAGAAUCCGUGAACAGGGGAAAGAGACGGUGGAAGAAGAUUGGAAGAAAUUUAAAAUCUAUCUAAAGAACUAUCAUAAAAUUGAGGAAUGUUAAAAUGUCGAGGUUUGGAGAAAGAAAAGGAGAUUACAGCGACAUAAGAUUAAGUUGAAGAAAAAAAAAUAAGAAAAAUAUAUUUGAUAAAAUUAUUUAGAAUUUGCUGAAAUAAUUUUGGAAAUUGGGAUGUAGGAAGGGGGGGUUUGGGGGAGUCAGAGAAGAGAGGGUUAUGAAAAAAAGGUUAUGAAACUAUACAUGUUUGUAUGUCUUUUUAUUUGUUUGUAUUGUAUAAAACAUGUCUGUAAAAUCAAUAAAAAAAUUAUAUAAAAAAAAAAGAGAGCAAAUGAGGCGUGCAAGAGCUCGAGCUGAGCUGCUUCUGUAGAACCAAAGCGUUACAUUGAUUGGCUGGAGGCUGCAUUUGGCGCGGUCUGAUUGGUUAGAACGCAUCCUCAUGUAAAUAGAAUGUUCAUUCACAAAAUACACUGGCUGUUUAUCCGAUCUACUCAUGGAAAGAAUGGGGCGCAGGGAGGGAAAAGACACCAUUAUUUUCGGGGCUUGGGUUUCGUGUGGUGCUUGGUGCAAUACAGUGAAGGGAUUAGGGGGUCUCUGCAGGGCAGGGUGUCCUUGAAGUCAUUGCCUCGAGCCCUCCAAAGUCAUCCUUGGAAGUAAGACCUCAUCAAUAUGCCCCCCCUUCCGUUCUGUAACAAAUGUCUGUUGCAAUCUUCAAUGUCUGCUUGUUUGAUUCUCAUCUCUCUGCUUUCUAUUUCCAGGUGGCUUACCAGUUCAUCCAAUUUCUUAUUGAUGCAUGCGUUCUCCUCAGUAUUGCUCUAUUCUUUCUUGCAUUUGGUUCUUGUUCUCUAGAGCUUUCAUUUUGGAGGUUAGAUUGUUGCUUAAUAUCUGCAGGGGAGCCACUGUGGCCUUCAGUGUUUCUGCUAAUCUCACUUCCAUUUCCAUUAGUUGCUGGGUGGUCAUCAUCUUGAAGGGGUGUUGGGGUCUCAGCGCUAUUUGCCAUCUCCCUGGUUGGUGUCCUCUCAAUCUCUCUAAUGGUUUUGGUUUGAGUCUACUUGGCAUCCUCUUGGAGUAGGGCGUGUUGCGGUUAGGAGUUGUGGUGGUGAUGGUUCCUGGAUGUUGUUGGGUUGCUGAGCUGAACAGGCGUUGUUGACUGGUGGCUUUUACAGAGCGUUUGGGUUAGGUGGCCGUUUGUGUCGAGUCUAGGCUGUGUUUUAAGAACUUCUCGGGUUCACGUGGUCACCUCAGCAGUGCCACCAGAGUGGGGGGUAGGUAAGCUGACAGGCGUGUAGACCAACAGACAGUCGCAUAAAACGGGGUUGGGUUAACAGACAGAGAUGCGAGAGACCAGAGGAGUGGGCCAAGGGAAAAGUGUGUUUGAGGGAGGUUAUUUGUGGGUGCACCCAUGUGUACACACCUGCACACUUAUAUAUGCUAAAGGGAUACUAGGGUCCAAUGAAGGUGGAAGGCGGGGUUAAGAACAGGACCAGACAAAACAGAAUAUAGGCAAAGGGUGGAGGGAAAAGAGAAAGAAGAGAAAAGAGAGAAGAAACAAAGAAAAAGAAAAGGAGGGAAGAAGGGGAGAUUAGAGUAAAAUAAAAGGAAAAAGAAGAGAAAGUAGAGUAAUAACAGUGGUUAUAGAUUGCAGUGAUUUAGCUAUAGUAUGAGAGGGGAAAGUAUACUACAGUGGUAUGUGUGUAAGAGUAUGUGUUUUCUUUAAAGAGAGGGGGGAAAGGGGGCGGGGAUGUAGAGAGGGAGGGGGAGAGAGAAGGAAGAGGAGACAUGGGAAGAAGAAGAGGGGGUGGGGAGGGAGAGGUAACUGUAGCUGUGGCAGUGGUGUGGGGGGAAAAAUGUUUUAAAGGGGGGUGGGGGGGAGAAAGGGCUCCCCCUUCAAAAACAGACCGACACACAGGCUCUACUUCCUUUUUUUUAUACUAAUUUUUAUUGAUUUUCAAAUAUACAUCUAAUUCCAUAUCAAAAUUUUUCACAAAUUAUCUCUUUUGGACUUCCUUCAGCUUCUCUGACAAUCAUCCAUAUUUAAUUUUUGAUCAUACAUUCCCUUAUUUAGUAUUGCCUUUAAGUAUACCCUCCCAAUCAUAUUUCAUUUUGACAAUACUCCUCAAAUUUCACAGAACUUCUUGAAACCCCACCAGCGUUGUUUGCUCAUCGCAUAUACUUUUCAGAUACUCGACAAAUUUCCCCAGUCCUCGAUGAACUUUUGGUCACGUAGAUAUCUGAUCUUCCCAGUUAAUUUGUCCAGUUCUGCAUAGUCCAUCAGUUUCAUUCUCCAUUCUUCGAGCGUUGGUAAUUCCUCCUGUUUCCAUUUUUGGGCCAAUAAUAUUCUUGCUGCUGUUACUGCGUAUUGGAAAAGUUUACAGUCCUUUCUAUGUAUUUCAUUUCCUACCAUUCCUAAAAGAAAAGCCUCUGGUUUCUUUACAAAUGUAUAUUUUAACAUCUUUUUCAAUUCAUUAUAUAUCGUCUCCCAGAAGCCUUUCACUUUCUUACAAUCCCACCACAUAUGAUAGAAUGUCCCUUCUUUUUCUUUACAUUUCCAGCAUUUAUUACAUGUCUUAAACAUUUUCACUAAUUUUGCUGGUGUAAUGUACCAUCUGUAUACCAUUUUCAUAACGCAGUACAUAUACCUUUAAUGCAGUACAUGCUGUGAAUUUUAAAUUUUCCUUCCAUACCUUAACCCAGUCAUCAAACUGUAUAUUAUAUCUAGAUGUCCGCAAGCCUUCCGUGCCCGGCGGGAGGUCCCGCCGGGCGCGCAAGGCUUGGGGCGGCAGCCUGCAGCCCGAAGCACGGGGCGCACUGCAGAGCACGCCCCGUGCUUCGGGCAGAUGUCCGCAAGCCUUGCGUGCCCAGCGGGAGCUCCCAGGCUCGCAAGGCUUGCGGAUAGCAGCCUCUUCUGGGGUCGGGGGAAGCUCAGGCUUCCCCCGCCCCAGCCCCGCAGCUGGGGGGGGGAAAUAAUUUUUUUUUAUUCAUCCCCCCCCCAAAAAAACCCCCCCAAGGUGCAUCCUAUGAGCCAGUGCGCCCUAUAGGGCGAAAAAUACGGUAAUUUCCAAAUGUAGCCGUUCCCCACAAAUCUAGGAGGUAGUUUUCCUGUCACCCUUUGUGUGCGUGUAUAUACGCACACGAAAGACACAGAGGUCAUAUGUUUGCUAUGCAGGAACACUUCCCUUGCUGUCUGUCAGUUCGGCUCUGAUUGCCAGAGGCAGAACGACCUGGUGCUGCAAUGCUUUGAGGAGGUGCUCUGCCCAUAGCCCCAGGGUGAGGAGGGGCCAGAUCUUGCAGGAGUUUGUUACGACUCGGAUGACAGUGGAAGCUGCUUUUGAGUCUUCCUUUCUUUCCUUCCUUAGCUACAAAAAGAAAGAUGGGGAGUGGUCCACAUCUCAGGGCCGCAUCAAGGAGCUGGAAGUCCUCUUCCAUCGGAGCGAAGCAGAACUCACGGCAACCCUGACAGAGAAGCGCAACCUGGAGGCGGAGGUGGCCGACCUGCGUGCACAGCUGGCCAAGGUAAAAGGGGGGGGUUACCACAGCAGAGGCAGAGAGCAUCCUGAGAAGCAGCAGGGAAGGGGCCGUCUGCAGUCGCUCCAUAGGCAUCAUCUUCAUCCCUGGUUCCCGAUUUCCUGAUCCCAGAAUAGCCUGGCUGCGGGUCAGCUGUGUGCAAGGGCCUCCCUUGUCUCUGGGCUGAGCUCCUGCUGCUUUGAGUCUCUUGCUGAUGCUAAGAUGCCAAAAUGAAGUCCCGGCACCAGGUUCCUUGGCUCCAGUAGUCUGGCAGCGUGAGGAAGCCAGAGGCUGUUUCCCUCAUGGCCUACUUGGAACCAUGGGAGUCCUUGGCUGAGUCCUUGGGGUUGCCCCAAACUUGAACAAGGCCUAAGAAAUGCUGGCGUUUCAGCACCUGCCUGUAGCCGAAGGAACACAUUGGGAGGUUUCAUCCCUCCCCCUCCCCCCACCAUUUCUCACUCCAGGAGCUGUGUGGAAGCUGUUCCUCUCUGGACCAAAUUAUUCUUUGUCAGGUGCUGAAAUUUGUCCUCCUGUUUGCUCUGAUGGUGCUAAUGUGCCACAUGAGGCUCAUCUUGGACGGGGGGGGGACAGGGCUUCUCUAGGAGUUGCUGACUGCUGGUGUUUUGGGGGUGGAGGCACACUAUCUGGGACUCCCUCCGCCUACAUGGUUGAACUCCUUCCACAAGGAGUACUCAUAGUCAGUAUUUGCAUGUCUAAAUUGGGAGGCCAGUCUGCGGCAGUGCUGCCAACAGCAUAAGGUGCUGUGCUAAGUGCCUUCUCAGAGCCCCCAGCCACCCUGCUUGGUUGCAUCCAGCAAGGCUGUGGAGGCCUUGGCUCUGAAUGGGCUUGGAAAAGGCACAGUCAGAAUUAGGCCCCUAUGCAGCUGCUAGAACUGCAUGUGUGAAUUGAGGCUGACCAUGUCUCGUGUUGAGCCAAGAGGUUGGGCAGGCAGUGGGAAGUGUGCAGGACCCAUCUCCAGCACCACUCCCCUGGACAUUUGGACACUUGCUCCCCUUUCACACUCUCUGCCUUCAAUGCCUUUCCCAGUCAGAAGAUGGUCAUGCUGUGGCAAAGAAGCAGCUGGAGAAGGAGACUCUGAUGCGGGUGGACCUGGAGAAUCGCUGCCAGAGCCUGCAAGAGGAGCUUGACUUCAGGAAGAACAUUUUUGAAGAGGUAGAACCUGCUGCUGCUGGGUUGCUUGGGCUGCGGCUGCCAUUGGGUGGGGUGGGGUGAGUGGCAGGGAGGGAGAGGAGACAGGGCCCCCUUCUCCAUCACGGUCCUGCUGGGAUUGAGCUGUGAAGGAGAAGGGUCCCUUUGAGCAUGCCAGGGAAAAGUAGCCACCUAUCCUGCUGUUGGUGUUCCUCACAUUUGUCCCCACCAGGAGCAUUUUCCCUGAUGCCUUUUUUGCUUUGGUCACCAGGGAGCAGGGUGUGCACCCAAGGAGCUUCAUUCCUUUCCUCCAAGUCCCUCUCUUAUGCUGGAGGCACUUGUGUGACCCUGUAUUGGCGGUGGGGGAGCAGGAGUCCCUUCAGACCCCAGCUGGCAGCUCAGAGGUGCAAAGGGCAGGCUUGGUCCAGCACCCAGAUCACUCCCCAGCCCAGAUUUUGGGGCUGGAUGUGAGGUGGGGACGGUGGCACCUGAUGACUGGAUUUCCUGGAUGUCUGCAGUGGGUCAUGCCCACCCUUGGGACCUGCUGCUUGGGGCUGGGAGGCAGGAGACCUCUCCUACCACCCAAUUCCCUCUUGAGGUUUCUCUGCAUUUUAUGAAUCUUCCUGGAAUAGGCAUUUGCCAGCACUCUCCACCCCGAAUGGGCGUGAGAAAGUGAGUGUGAUGAUGUACCUCUCAGUCUUCCUGUUGUGUUUGGGCUGGUGUUUCCUGGACGGGGGCCUUGAGGAGUGGUCCUUGAGGGCCUUGGUUCCUGCAAGGGGUCUUGCGAGCCUGAGCCCUGGCCUGGGUUUGCUCCCCACUCUCAGGAGGUGCGGGAGACACGGAAGCGGCACGAGCGCCAGUUGGUGGAGGUGGAUAGCAGCCGCCAGCAGGAGUGCGAGUCCAAACUCUCCCAGACGCUAGAAGACCUUCGCCGGCAGCAUGACGAGCAGGUCCGGCUCUACAAGCUGGAGGUGGAGCAGACCUACCAGGCCAAGGUGAGGGAGGAGGCAGGUGCUGAGGGGGCUGGGAAAGGCUUGGCGUGGGAGGGGGCUGCUGUCCAUUUGGCCUUGCACUCCUUCCACGUCGGUGGCCAGGAGUGCUUCUGGGCAGCUCUGUUCAAGGGGCUUCAGGAGCUCCCUCCUCCUGGAAUCUGUUGCUCUCUGUGGUGUUCCUUGGCGUUGGGGGCGGGGGGGGGGGAGUGCCCAGUGCCUUGUACAGCAGAUCUCCAGGCAGAAGAGCCCUGGGAGCAGCCUGACGCUUUCCUCCAUCUCCCUUCAGCUGGAGAAUGCCAAACUCUGCUCCGAUCAGAACGACAAAGCUGCCAGUGCUGCUCGGGAGGAGCUGAAGGAGGCCCGCGUGAGGAUUGAAUCCCUCAGCUACCAGCUUUCAGGGCUGCAGAAGCAGGUGAGGUAAAGGGAGCCUCUCACACCCCCUUCUGCCUUCCAGUCCCAGCUCUGGACUGGCCGGGGCUGUCCUGGUCUCACAAAGCUACCUUGUACUACGUGUGCCCUUUUAUACCUCGCGGAGAAGCUCCUGUGUUUAUUUGUAGUAACUCCUUUCAGCUCAGGACAGUGUUUCUCGUAUGGGAUUGUUCAAGUGUUCCUUUCCAGUCGAUUGUUUCUGAGCCAGGCCUUCCCUGUGGGGUUGGCCCUGCCCUUGGGCUGGGUGAGGGAGGGGGUGCUUGCACAGUGCUUUGGCCCUAGCCCCCCUUUCCUUUCACAGUGCCCUUCCACCCGGGAGGCUUUCUAUCUCUGGGUCCCAGGCCAGUGCUAUUCUUUCUCCUGCAGGCGAAUGCCGCAGAAGACCGGAUACGGGAGCUGGAGGAGCUGAUGGCUGGUGAGCGAGAGAAGUUCCGGAAGAUGCUGGACGCCAAGGAGAGGGAGAUGACAGAGAUGCGGGACCAGAUGCAGCAGCAGCUGAUGGAGUACCAGGAGCUCCUGGAUGUCAAGCUGGCCCUGGACAUGGAGAUUAGUGCCUACCGGAAGCUCCUCGAAGGGGAAGAGGAGAGGUACGGAGGGAGGAAGCAGGGAGAGAGAGGAAGGAGCAGAGCGCACAUGGGUGCUCCUCUGUGUUGGGCAGUGGCGCCAGCAGCUUGGUUCUUUGCCUGGAUGGGCUGCAGGCCCUUCCCUCAUAGCUCUUGCCCGCUGACCCUCGCCUGCCUUUCCCUGCCAGGCUGAAGCUGUCCCCCAGCCCCUCAGCCCGUAUCACUGUCUCGCGGGCCACCUCCUCGUCCAGCAGCGGCAUUUCCGCCACCCGCUCCUCCCGGGGGAAGCGGAAGCGCCUGGAAAUAGCAGAGGAGCUCUCUGGCAGUGGCUCCAGCGGGUUGGGCACCAGGAGCAGCAGUGCCAGCAGUAGCAGCGCCUUCCAGACUUCCCAGCAGGCUUCUGCCAAGGGCAGCAUCAGCAUCGAGGACGUGGACCCAGAGGGGAAGUAUGUUCAGCUGAAGAACCGCUCUGACAAGGUAGGCUGCAGGAAGAGAGGUCUUGGCUCAGAAGCACUGUUGGGGCCUUCAGGCUUCCCUCCUUGACUGGCCUGGCCCUGGGGCUGGUUUUGCUGCUCCCUGAGUCCCGCUGCUUCUCCCUCAGGAUCAAUCUCUUGGGAACUGGAGGCUGAAGAAAAAGAUUGGCGAGGGAGAAGAGGUGGCUUACAAAUUUACCCCAAAAUAUGUCCUCCGGGCUGGGCAGGCGGUCACAGUAAGUCAUGGUUCUUUCCUCAGGAGAAAAGGCCUCCUCAUUGGAAGGGAGGGUAUUGGUUGCCCAGUAUCCAGAGACCUCCUCACGCUCUGCCCGCUUCCGUGCCCGACGCAGAACCUCCUUGGUUGUUUCCUGCAGCCUGUGGAGAAAAGGCUCCCUGCGACUGGGGGGGUGGUCCCUGCAGGAAGCCCAGAUGCCUCUGCCACUUGGAGGGCUGGCCAUUGGGGUCAGCUUGGAGGGCUGCUCCCUCUGGCGUGGUGAAGGAUCAAGGGUGCCCUGCCUGUGAAUGAGGGAGUCUCUUUCUUGCUAGAUCUGGGCAGCUGAUGCUGGGGUGGCCCACAGCCCACCUUCUGUCCUUGUGUGGAAGCACCAGACCAGUUGGGGCACCGGGACCAGUGUCCGCACCUACCUGGUGAACUCUGAUGGAGAGGUAGGUCCUCCGAAGGGGGGCACUGUGGGUGGGGGGGGGGGUGGAGGUGCUGGAGAAGCCAAAUAGUGAAGAAAAGGUUGCCUUGCUUUUGAUGCAAGGACAUGACAAAGAAGCUGCCUUUGAGCAUUCACUGAGCACCUGCUACACUCAACAUGAGCUGCGUUUCUCCUACUUCUUCUCAGGAAGUUGCUGUGAGGAGUUUGACUCAGUCAUCUGCUGUGCUGCAGGACAACGGGGAGGAAGAUGAGGAGGCAGAGUUUGGGGAGGAAGACCUCUUUCACCAGCAGGUAGCUGGAAGAAAAAACACUUCCACCCACCCACCAAGGGUUGAAUUGAUUGGGGCCUGACUGCAGCCAUGGCUUGGGGGUGGUUCCAAGGAGACAACGGGGUACCUUGGUCUCUCCCAAGGGGCAGCUGCGCGCGCUCUCUCUCUCUCUCUCUCUCUCACACACACACACACACAGCGAGGCUGAGCAGCUUAGGCCCAGCCUUUUAGUUAUCAAAGGUUAAGGAGUUGGGAGUUGACUCUGCUCAAGAAAGGAAAGUGAAGAAAUUGGCCAAGUCAGGAGUCUCUUCCUCCCUGGGGUGGCAGAGGGAGCGUUCCUGGGUCCUGACUCACUUUGAAAAGGGGAGGACUUGUGAGGGUAGAUUCUGGGAGGGAGGGACUCCCAGCUGCUCAUCUCUGCUGUGGGUGGUGCCCAGGAGCUGCUCUUCUUUCCUUCCUGCACCCAACUGGCUGUGGCACACACACCCUGCCUCUCUCUAGGGUGGUCGGUCCCCAAGUGGUAGAAGCUGCUAAGAGGACAGCUAGGCUGAGCUCUAUCCAAGUUGCCUCUCUGAUCUUUAGCCAGGGCAGGAGAGAGGGUUCUGCCGGGGCCACCUGGGGAGCUUCCUGAUGCCCCUCCUUCCUUCUCUAUCUCCAGGGGGAUCCCAGGACCACCUCCAGGGGCUGCACCGUCAUGUGA